GUGUUUGCAGAUUAAAACCAGUGCUAAAGUGCAAGCUUUCAUUGGUGAACAAGUGUUGCUGAAAUGCUCAUUCAAAUCUACUCAUCCCAUCACUGAGAGCCUGAUGGUAGACUGGACAUACCGACCCCUCUCUGGAGGCCAUAUGGAGACUAUUUUUCACUAUCAGUCUGUUCCAUACCCAACAACAGUGGGAAAGUUCAAAGACAGGAUAUCCUGGGCUGGGAACGUCGCCAAGGGCGACGCUUCCAUCGCUAUCCGCAGCCCGGUGACGAGCGACAACGGGACCUUCAUCUGCAGCGUGAAGAACCCCCCGGACGUGUACCACAACAUCCCCCAGACCACGCUGGUCGUGACGGAGCGGGGCCUUUCCUUCCAGCUAACGUCAGCAGUGCUGCUCUCCAUUUUAGUGUUUCUCCCUUCCUUCAUUGUGGUUGUUCUGCUCUUGGUAAGGAUGGGAAGGAAAUAUGGAGUGCUAAAGGAGAAGAAAAAAUCUGGCUGCAAGAAGUCUUCCAUUGAAGUGCCUGAAGGUACAGAGACACACAGCUGCAUGGGGAAAUUCAGGAACUGGUGUCUGAACUGUGUGGACACGGAUGAGGAAGACCCAUACUGA
Merops nubicus (carmine bee-eater) is the source of this 610-nucleotide messenger RNA. RefSeq names its product myelin protein zero-like 3 (gene MPZL3). The annotation marks the transcript as partial. The transcript is spliced from 5 exons. Gene Ontology annotation, cellular component: membrane. The record is from RefSeq and is a predicted model, not a curated record. Lineage: Eukaryota; Metazoa; Chordata; Aves; Coraciiformes; Meropidae.